AUGGGGAUUCAUUAUGCCCGUGCUAAAACCGAUUGUGAUGAAGAAAGAAAGAGAGAUCCUGUAAAAUGUAAACCGUACGAUGCAAGAAGCCCUGCCACGAGAAAAGGUCUUCCAAAGUGCCAUAUGAUGGAAAAGGUCGAUAAUUUGACACGGAAAGAAAUCCCUCCUCCAUUUUCUUAUUUAUUAAGUGAUCAAAAGCAAUCCUUCCUGAUGAACACAGUAUUUGGAAACGUUCUGCUUGGUGCUUGCUUGGCAUAUCAGUUACAAGACCAUGGUCGACCCAAUACAAGGUUUGUUAGUAGCCUCAUAAGGGGCAAUUUUGUUGCAGACAAUGUAACCGUGCGAUGUUCUGAGUUUACUGAUCUCCCAGUCGGUAUUGACAACAGGACAUCCUUUGAUUUGACUGAACUGAACAUGUUAAGCCAGCCUGACUUGACUUCUAUCUUCACUGACCACAUAGUGAUAGAUAAAAGUGAAUCUAACUCUUUAGAACAGAGAACAGUGUUGCAAGGUGAAUCAGCUGAAUGUUAA
Molecule: messenger RNA, 531 nt
Organism: Pocillopora meandrina
Lineage: Eukaryota; Metazoa; Cnidaria; Anthozoa; Scleractinia; Pocilloporidae
Source: the annotation of a GenBank genome assembly